UGCAUGGUAAGAAACAGCUUUUUACAAGAACAAGCAUGUGGUGACGGAACAGCCAUCCCCAUGCAAGAAGUCAAACAAGAGCGGGUGCUAAGUGGGAACACCGCGGGGAGCUCACUUGCCAGCAGCUACCUUCCAAGGCUCGAGGCUCUCAUGCAAAAGGCACCAGGCUCUUCACAGUCUGCGACACAAAACAGACAAGGACUUGCAGAUGUUCCUAAAAGGACUCAAAGCAAGCCUACUUCACCUGAAAAGCUUUUGAAAAAGCGAUCCCAAACCUCUGCACAACCUGCAGCUGUGCAGGGAGCCCACAAGUCUCUCACCCAGCCUUCCUCUCCGUUUGCCAACUUGACUCACAGUCCUUACGUUCAGGAGAACAUGAAUUCCAGCCCAUACUACGUGGAUCGGGAAAUAAAGGUGCUGGAAAAACUGAGCAAAAUUUUACAGACAGAUUCGCUUACAGAGAUCCAGAAAUGGCUCUUGAAGGCAAGCCUAAAAGAGAAAGACUUAAUGUCCAACCUGAUUUACUCAGAACUGGCUGAUGAAGACCUGCUGAAUAAUCAGCCCCACGCCAUGAAGGGAGGCGCAGCAGAGAACAUGAAUAUCCACUAUCUGCUAAAGCCUCACCCCCCUCCUCGGACAGGUCCAGAAAGGGAAAUGAGUAACAGGCCUUCAACUAAAGAAUCAGAAGCAAGUCAAAACAUGAAGCAUGAAAAGGAUGCAGAACGUAUUUUAUUCUCAAGGCUGAGAAACAGACGUCCAGCACAUGCAGACACAUUUUCCCCAGGGAAGAACCUUGGCCAAGAGAGAGCUGGAAAUGGAAACAAGAGAGAGUCCUGCUUCCACACCCCCCAAAACAACAACGGACGCCUCCCUUCCAGGGCAGUCCCACCUCCUCAUAACCACUAA
Molecule: messenger RNA, 906 nt
Organism: Oxyura jamaicensis (ruddy duck)
Lineage: Eukaryota; Metazoa; Chordata; Aves; Anseriformes; Anatidae
Gene: C4H4orf17
Product: chromosome 4 C4orf17 homolog
Exons: 7
Coding region: 4-906 (300 amino acids)
Source: RefSeq, a predicted model, not a curated record